Molecule: messenger RNA, 1809 nt
Organism: Brassica napus (rape)
Lineage: Eukaryota; Viridiplantae; Streptophyta; Magnoliopsida; Brassicales; Brassicaceae
Product: ATP-dependent DNA helicase pif1-like
Exons: 1
Coding region: 1-1809 (602 amino acids)
Biological process (GO): DNA repair; telomere maintenance
Molecular function (GO): DNA helicase activity
Source: RefSeq, a predicted model, not a curated record
AUGAGCGAGGACAUACUUCACAAGAGGCAAAGGAUCUUAGGCCACGCGAAUCUGGAACUGGACGAUAGUACCCUGGAGCAAUACACAUUGAUAGAAGUUGAAAAGCUGAUGCGCAUGCAAGAUCGCUCCUUAAACGAUUUUAAGGAUAUGCCGAAGAUCAAUCCUGUUUUGCUAAAGGAACUGGGGAACAGUUUGUGGAACCAAGAAAUGGAUUACGAUGUUGCGGAGGAAACACUAAGACAUGACAAGCAAUACAAAUUGCUCAAUGUUGAGCAACUUGCAAUCUAUGAAUCAGUCUUAGACUCGGUUGACAAGAAAGAAGGAAAACUUUUCUUUGUAUAUGGCGCAGGGGGCACAGGAAAAACAUUCCUAUACCAGACUAUUAUAUCCAGACUUCGGUCAAGAAAACAAAUUGUUCUACCGGUUGCUUCUUCGGGAAUAGCCGCAUUGCUACUACCAAACGGGAGAACAGCUCACUCUCGCUUCAAUAUUCCAUUGAAGCUCGACGAAGAUAAGCUUUGCAACAUCAAACCAGGUACAAUGCUUGCUGAGUUAAUUGAGGAAACAGACCUCAUAAUUUGGGAUGAGGCACCGAUGACACACAAACAUGCUUUCGAAGCAUUAGACAAGUCGUUGAAGGAUAUUCUGUCUAUCAAAAAUCCACCCGCAAAGAAUCAGCCUUUUGGUGGCAAAACAGUUAUGUUAGGUGGUGAUUUCAGACAGAUCCUACCAGUCAUUCCGCAAGGUAGAAGAGCUGAUACUGUACUAGCUUCGAUAAGCCAUUCAUAUCUAUGGAAUAGCUGCCACAAGUUCUCUUUGAAAACAAAUAUGCGAGUCAAUCAGGAUGAGAAAGAGUUUUCUGAAUGGCUUCUCAGAGUCGGGGAAGGUCGUCUAGGAGAAGAACAAGAAUAUGAGGGGGAUGGGUACCAUGACCAACUCAUAGAUAUCGAUGACUCAUUGAUUUGUCAGAGUUUUGUUGACCCAUUGAAAGAAGUUGUUGAUGCUGCAUAUGGACAAAUCAGCAGCCCUAUGAAAUCCAAGACUUCCUACACCGAUAAAGCUAUCCUCACACCCCGUAACGAAACCGUUGAUGAAAUCAAUACUUAUACCAUCUCACAAACCGACGGGGUAUCAAGAGAUUACUACAGCUCAGACAGCUUUGAGUUAUCAGAUACUACAUCAGAUCAAAAUGAUACACUAUACUCCAUUGAGUAUCUUAACUCAUUGGAAUUCUCGGGUUUGCCUUCGCACAAACUUACUCUGAAAGUUGGUGCCCCAGUUAUGCUUCUCAGAAACAUUAAUCAGAAAAAAGGAUUAUGCAACGGUACUCGGAUGAUCCUAACCCACGUUGGUGAACGCGUUCUGAAGGCCGAGAUCAUCACUGGAUCCCACAUUGGAGAUGAGGUCUUGAUCCCAAUAAUUGUGCUUUUGUAUGAUGAAACGAAAUUACCGUUCACAUUACGUCGGCGGCAAUUUCCUAUCAGAUUGUGCUACGCAAUGACAAUCAACAAAAGCCAAGGCCAAAGCUUAAAAGAGGUCAUCUUAUACCUGCCUAAGCCAGUCUUUUCUCAUGGUCAACUUUACGUGGCCCUCUCCCGUGUCACAAGCAAAGCAGGAUUAACGAUCAUCAAAACUGAAGAUCCACACCAGCUGAAAGUGAAGAACAUAGUUUACAAAGAAAUAUUCAAAGGCCUUCAUCCCGAGACAGGUAAUUUAAAUAAUUUAUUUUUUACUCCCAUCUUUUUCAGAAAUCUGAUAACAUAUUAUAUUCACAGAUUAACAACCUCGAAAAUAUCGACCAAGCGAUGA